This is a messenger RNA of Symbiodinium necroappetens, 489 nucleotides long. The record is from the annotation of a GenBank genome assembly. NCBI's taxonomy places the organism in Eukaryota, Dinophyceae, Suessiales, Symbiodiniaceae.
AUGCAGAGCACACUCACCGGAAGUUGGGCUUGGCAGCUGUGGCUGGCUUUGCAUUGGAAGCCAGCUCUGGAGACUUGGCAUUGGGGGUGGUGCUGCAGACGCCGAGUGGACAUGGUGCAAUCUGCCACUGCAGUGCAUCGCAAGAACACGAAGCUGUGUCGAUCCAGGUCACCCAUGUUGAUACCUUUCCCGGUCUGGCUUUGUUCUGUCAAGUGCCUGGUUUCGCUUACCUGGCCUUGUCCGAGGACUACUCUUGGGCGGCUUUGGGGCGCUGGCGAGGAGAAGCUGCAGUGGGCCCAGAGCAGGGUGAGCUCUUUGGGGGGUCUCCUGACUUCCUUCCUCUUUGAAUUGGGGAAAUGUACAACUUAUCCUUUGGUCCUGUAUGAUUUCAUCAAGAGUAUGGGAGAGCAGAGAGAGGGGCUGUUUUGGUGGAUGAGCUGGAACCGGAAAACGGAGGAUCCAAAACCUACUGGUAAUACUUGUGAGUAG